GUCUGUGAGCAUGCAAACUUGGAGAGAAAAAAAAUCAGUCUCUCACAGAUGAGGGCACAUCUGCCGGAGUCCGAACUGCCUCUUUCGAGAGAGACUUGCACACCUCAGCUCGGGGCGUUUCGGUCACCAGUCACUUGGAAUUGUACUCUCCUUAUCAAGGCUCUCUCUGGUACCUGCCGAAAGACAUUCUGACAUGAAAAUGCAUGAUGUUAUCCAAUAUGUGCCAAGUAUUAUGAUAUCGCACAACAUUGGGACAUCGUCAUCUCUAUCCUUCAGGAAAAACGUCUUACAGUAAGAUUGAGAGAGGGAUUUUUGCCUUGGUUGAGUACCAUCUAAACAUGCAACAUGAAUCCCACUAACAGCACUGGAGCUGGUGGGCUUGCGCCCUGGAACUUAAACAGCUCCUUGAGCAACAUUUCAAGUGAUGUCUUCUCAGCCAACCUCAGCUGUAAUGAUUCUGGCACCAAUGAGACCUGUGUGGCGGGGGAGGAGGUGGUGGGAAGCCCCUAUAAAGCAGUGGAGAUGGUCUUCAUCGCCCUGGUUACAGGCUCCCUUAGCUUUGUCACUGUCACAGGCAACAUCCUGGUGAUGCUCUCCAUUAAAGUCAAUCGGCACCUCCAGACUGUCAACAACUACUUUCUGUUUAGCCUGGCGUGUGCAGACCUUAUCAUUGGUGCGUUCUCCAUGAACCUCUACACUGUCUACAUCAUUGUGGGCUAUUGGCCCCUGGGACCUGUAGCGUGUGACUUGUGGCUGGCCCUGGAUUACGUGGUGAGCAAUGCUUCUGUCAUGAACCUUCUUAUUAUUAGCUUUGACCGCUACUUCUGUGUCACCAAGCCCCUGAGUUAUCCAGCCAGAAGGACCACCAAAAUGGCUGGGCUGAUGAUAGCAGGUGCCUGGGUUCUCUCCUUCAUUCUUUGGGCCCCUGCUAUCCUGUUUUGGCAGUUUAUUGUUGGAGAGCGCACGGUUCCACCAGGAGAGUGCUACAUCCAGUUUCUCUCCAACCCUGCCGUCACCUUCGGCACAGCCAUCGCUGCCUUCUACCUGCCUGUGGUCAUCAUGAUGGUGCUCUACAUCCACAUCUCUCUGGCCAGCCGCAGCCGGGUGUCCAAGCAGAAGCCUGAGGCUGAGAAAAAGAAGAAGGGCCUCAAGAUACCUAACCCACUCAAGAGCCACAUCCUUAACAGACAGAAUAACAACAACCAGUCCCCCAAACCCAGUCUGGAGUCCUGCAACACUGGUGAAGCUGUGAAGAAUGGCAAGAUUGAUGAGUCUGUUGUUUCCACCAAGGCUGACGCUAGUGUCAAUCGAGAAGAAAAAGAGAGUUCCAAUGACUCCAGCUCAGCCAGCAUUGCCACAAAAAACGCCAAGGAGAGGGCCAACAGUGAAGCCACUGUUGGGGGGGGGAUUGGUGUUGCUCCUGCACCAGGUCCUGCUCCUGCACCUGAACCUGCACCUGCACCUGCACCUGCACCUGCACCUGCACCUGCAGCGGCAACCGUCAAACUCAACCCUACCUCUAAAUGGUCCAAGAUCAAGAUUGUAACCAAGCAGGCUGGUGACGAGUGCAUUACCGCCAUCGAGAUUCAGCCACCCAUCCAGGGGAGCGAGGGCCGCUCUAUCCCAGUCAACCGUCCCCGGAAGGUGGCGCGCAAGUUUGCCAGUAUUGCCCGCAGCCAGGUGAAGAGGAAGCGCCAGAUGGCAGCCAGGGAAAAGAAGGUGACCAAAACCAUCUUCGCCAUCCUGCUUGCCUUCAUCCUCACAUGGACCCCGUACAAUGUCAUGGUGCUCAUCAGCACCUUCUGCCACUCCUGUGUCCCAGACACUGUGUGGGCCAUCGGCUACUGGCUGUGCUACGUCAACAGCACCAUCAACCCAGCCUGCUACGCCCUCUGCAAUGCCACCUUCAAGAAGACCUUCAAGAACCUCCUCAUGUGCCAGUAUAAGAAUAUUGGAACAAGAUGAGCUGGAGCAUACAUACAGUAGUAGGGCUGGUGAGGGGUAAUAUUACUGAGACAUCUGGAGGGCUGAGUGGUACAGUAGGAGGGGAGGAGGGAGCCUCCACAGGGAGCCUCCUCCUCAGUCAUGCUUAUGAAAUGAUGUCACACUCAAUGCUCCUCUGAGAUGUCUUAGCCACAGAAGAUAGUAACAUCACAUCUAUGUCCAACUGAUACAGUAUAAAUAUGAAGUCCAAUGUGAGGAUCGUUCAACUGAAGAAUCUGAGAUCAGCUAAAGUUAUGGAACCCUUGAUGUGAAGACCAACAAGGACUAAUUCGUAUCCACUGAAAUGUGGUAACAAUCUUCAAGAAGCCCAGCUGAAUGUCAGUAGACUAAGGCCAACACCUCUCCAAGAUACCACCACCUAACCAGAGACACUGAGGGCAGUGUUACAUCAUGUCUGGGUGUACGGCAAAAGACACAUUUAAAAAGGAGCUUGGAAAUCUUCCUUUAUACAACAGUAUAAAAUGAAACAAGCAUGAGAUGUCUAAUUCAACUAUCCAUUUCCUCCUCUCCCUCCUCCGUAUUAUCGAGAGUGUUAUUAACUCCUCGCGGAAAUGGAGGCACUCCCUCACGUCAGUGAAUCAUUAUCAUAAUGUGAUAUGUGGUCAUAACAUGGAGAGAAAAAGACGAUACGGAUUCUUUGUCGUCGCAGACUGUCAAGGCAAGUUGCACGUAUGUCCAAGUACUGCAAAAAUACUGCUGGUGACUUGAAAUAAGUUGUUACCCCUGAAAGUACAGUAUGCAUUUCCAUUCACCAUCAGCAGACCAAAAUAUUGAUGUAUCUGUUUUGCUCAAAGAUGUGUUUGGCUCCAAACAAUUAAUGUAUCUUGUUGUUACGUUACAAGGAGAAACACCCACAGGCAACGGUAAAGCUUUAAUUCUUUGCCAGAUUCACAAUUAUGAAAGUGUUUUUAAAAAUGUAUUGAGCCUUCACUGCGAAUGGAACUACCGGUACAAAAAACAAACACUUGUUUAUAGGGGAUACUUAUCUCGAGAGUAUUAAACAUAUUUUCUAUGUUUUCUCCUGCCUAAUUAAGAAUGUGUAAAUAGAAGGCCGUUGUAUGCUCUAAAAAGUGCAGUUUCUCUCAUGCAGUUCAUAUCUGAAUGUUUGUACCUCUCUUGUAUUACGUUUGUGGUUUACACCUAAUUUUACAAAUUGAAUAUAAAAAAUAUAUAUAUAUAUAACUGUAUGUAUACGCAAGAGAUAUUAAGAGAGUGUAUUUCUAAAUUGAUGUAAAGUCAUGAAUUAUGGGAAAACAUUUAAGCAGUUGUUUUUGUUUUGAAUGCCAUUGGUGACUAAGUCCCUUAUAUUUGUAACUUUGUCACUAUUCUCCAUGUUGGAUUACAACGUGUGAAGUCCAGCUUGUACCUCCCCAGCCUAUAAUCACUUUCAUGAGGUCACACCAAUGAUUAUGUGGGUAACAUUACUAGCUUAUCUAACUGGUUCAAUGCAUUUUCGAAGAAGGACCUUCUGACAAAGCACUAGAUGCAUCAAAGUAGGGAGUAGUGGGGAAAAUAACGGAUAUUGUUUGGGUGUGACCUUGUAAUGUAAAAUGACCAACUACGGAUGUGCAUCCAUAUAAAACUGAUUUUGAAAUGAUCAUGGAGUGCUUACUGUGGUGGUAAAGCUUGAUGAAUAAUCUGUCUUUAAUUGAUGAAUAUAACAUUGGCAUGACAGGCUAGGUGCGACCCCAAAAAAAGGGUGUACGGGAGAGUGUAAAACAUGACCACAGUUUCCUGUAAUAUGGGCCUCCCAUAAAACAACCAUCCAGAGACAGUGUACAGAGGAUUGUAUCUUUUUCUAAUGCUUAAUAAAGAUUGUGUACCAUUGGAA
This is a messenger RNA of Oncorhynchus keta (chum salmon), 3835 nucleotides long. Its product is annotated as muscarinic acetylcholine receptor M4-like. The record is from RefSeq and is a predicted model, not a curated record. Gene Ontology annotation, molecular function: G protein-coupled acetylcholine receptor activity. NCBI's taxonomy places the organism in Eukaryota, Metazoa, Chordata, Actinopteri, Salmoniformes, Salmonidae. Gene Ontology annotation, biological process: adenylate cyclase-activating adrenergic receptor signaling pathway. The transcript has 2 exons. Gene Ontology annotation, cellular component: plasma membrane. Bases 346 to 1965 code for a protein of 539 amino acids.